This is a messenger RNA of Hyalella azteca, 2983 nucleotides long. RefSeq names its product short/branched chain specific acyl-CoA dehydrogenase, mitochondrial. NCBI's taxonomy places the organism in Eukaryota, Metazoa, Arthropoda, Malacostraca, Amphipoda, Hyalellidae. The transcript has 7 exons. Gene Ontology annotation, molecular function: acyl-CoA dehydrogenase activity; flavin adenine dinucleotide binding. The record is from RefSeq and is a predicted model, not a curated record. Bases 20 to 1507 code for a protein of 495 amino acids. Gene Ontology annotation, cellular component: mitochondrion.
GACUGUAACAAUUGUGGCCAUGAAUAAUUCAAUUACCAACCAGCUGCGAUGUGCCCUGCAAUACAAGAAUGGCUAUAUGAACAAAUUGUUAAAGCAAACUUCUACUGCAUUAUUCUCUUCCAUUAAUAGCAAUCUGGUUGUGAAUGAUAAAUCAAAAUUAGUUUCAAACCCUCUCUUCCAAAGUAAGGGACCAAGCUUGUGUUCAACCCCUGCAUUGUUUUUGCAUAAAUCUCAACUGCAUGUGAGCAACUGCUGUGCUGGGCAACCCCUAACUCAACUAAAUGAGGAUGAAAUUAUGCUGAAAGAAUCUGUGCGGAGAUUCUGCAGCACAUCAGUUGCACCUCUGGUAUCAAGUAUGGAUGAGGCUGCAUCUUUGGAUCAAGGCAUUCUCAAAGGAUUAUUUGAUAAUGGAUAUAUGGCCAUCGAAACCCCUCCUGAGUAUGGGGGCAGUGGACUAUCCUUCUUUGCCUCCAUUCUGACCAUUGAAGAGAUUGCUCGCUUCUGCCCCUCCAUCAGCGUCGUGUGUGACCUGCAGAACACUCUCCUCAACACGCUUUUCCUCAAGCUGGGAACUGAAGAACAAAAAAAUAAAUACCUGCCAAAGUUAGCUUCUGAAUUUACUGGGAGCUUUUGCCUGUCAGAGGCCGAGGCAGGCUCGGAUGCCUUUGCUCUCCGCACAACUGCAUCACAGGAUGGCAAUAACUUCAUCAUCAACGGCACUAAAAUGUGGAUCUCAUCAGCUCCUCACUCUGGUGUCUUCCUUGUCAUGGCGAAUGCAGACCCCGGGAAGGGCUACAAAGGCAUAACUUGUUUCAUCGUGGAUGCCAACACUCCAGGCCUGACCGUCGGUAAGAAGGAAAACAAGCUCGGGCUUCGAGCGUCGGCCACUUGUGAGGUGCACUUCGACAACGUUGUGGUGCCCCGCUGUAACGUUCUCGGCGAGGUGGGGCAAGGCUACAAGUAUGCCAUCGAGAUGCUCAACGAGGGAAGGAUAGGCAUCGGCGCGCAAAUGGUGGGACUUGCUCAGGGCUGUCUCGACGCAACGGUUCCUUACCUGCUCAACCGCAAGCAGUUCAAACAGCCGCUCUACAGCUUCCAGGUACGAACUACCCUCCCCUUCCCUUCCUGCUCAACCGCAAGCAGAUCAAACAGCCGCUCUACAGCUUCCAGGUACGAACUACCCUCCCCUUCCUUUCCUGCUCAACCGCAAGCAGAUCAAACAGCCGCUCUACAGCUUCCAGGUACGAACUACCCUCCCCUUCCCUUCCUGCUCAACCGCAAGCUAAUCAAACAGCCGCUCUACAGCUUCCAGUGUGCAGAAGUGGCAACGCGCGUCACGUCCAAAUGCGUGGAGCUGCUCGGAGGCGUCGGUUUCACCAAAGACUUGCCCGUCGAGAAGUUCUAUCGAGAUUGUAAGAUUGGCACAAUAUAUGAGGGCACGUCGUUCAUACAACUCAAUACGAUCGGCAAGAUUGUUGGCAUGGAGUAUACCAGAGACGCCGUUUAAAUCGGUUCCAGGGUGACUAUUGCUAGCAGUUUUAGAGCUUAAAGGGCGUUUGGAAAUCAAUUCCAAGUGUAACUUCUAUUGCGAGAAGAGCGGGAAGACUCUGCUGUACUGAAGCAAGCUGACGAAGAAAUAGAAAGGAAAAAAAGAGACCGCAUCACAUCUUGUGAAAUGCUCUACUUCUCAACAUGAAAUCAUUCAUCACACAUGAUUAUAGCCAUGCUACACUAAAGUUACAUGAUUCAAAUUAUCAGUUUUUGACUGAUAGUGUAAUCGAGUCUUGGCUUGGACAAAACGCAUGCCACGUUACUCAAGCAUGACGAGCUUGUCCUGCUGCAGCAAAAUCAUUAGAGUGUGCCCGUGAGGCUCUCCGAACAACUAUAUAUGAAGCCCGUCUCUUGGUUAGAAAUGUUAGUAAAGUUUCAGUAGAUUUUGUAGCGUAUCAUUUUCAAUUCAUGCUUAGCUAUUUUGAUAGAUUACAGUCAAUUUCUUCGCUUUGUGAAAUGCAAAAUGAAAAAUUUAUAUUUGUUCUGCGUUAAUAAAUAAUUAUUUUAGAAAAUAGUUUUCGCCACCCGUUGGAGGUUGAGUAGGAAAUUGAGUGACAGCUCAUUGGGGCGAAGCAAUUCAAGGGUUGAACUGCCGUCCACGACCAGCCAAGAGAUUGCGCCCUCGCGCUCCGUGAUCGAUACUUACACAAUCAAUUGGGCAAAUGUGGUGCAAUAAACCUUGUACCUGCCGAAUAAAUAAAAUAUCCUUUAGGAAGCCAUGGCAAUUGAGCUGCUACUGUUGAGCUCACGGAAGAAAGUCCCCGCAACUUCACCGGCGGCAAAUUCCAUGUGUACGUUGAUUGGGAGUUCUUGUAAUUACACAGUCCCAGACAUUGAGGUCGCUGGUAAAACUGUUCAGUUAUGUACCAUUUUUCUCCGACUGAUAGUUACGAAUGAUCGAUAUUCAUGAGCUCUAACUUUUCCUUUUUUUCAAAUCCGUAGAAUACAGUCCCAAACAAAUUAUUGGAGAAGUCAUCAAUUGGACUCUUUGAGUUUCCUAUUAUUAAUAAUUUAUUUAUCCAGUAUGAUUUAUUUAGCGUCCGGCAUUCUAUGGAAGUGCUCUCUAUGUACUGUGUUUAACAACGUGUGUUCCUCUCUUGUUCGUCGAGAUUUUUCAGUUUUUGAUCAUUUCAGAAAACGUCUGGUAGGGCGUGACAGUGCAUAACCGCUGGCUUUUUAUCUUUUUUUCUGGCUGUGGUAUUGACAUCAUGAUCGUUGCUUUCCUGCUAUUGGGUCAAUAUAGUUUCUCUAAAACAAGGUAAACAACUAAGUCUACUAUUCAUCAUUAUUAUUAACUCCACGAUGAAAAUAUACGUGGCAUUUGCAGCUCGGUGGAUCGCCACUCACAUGACGUACAGGACGUGAGGCGCUCAAUUAUAAUGUUCUGUGGUGUUCAUUGUUACAAAUGCUAUAGAAAGAUCGCUGAAGCAAA